Molecule: messenger RNA, 582 nt
Organism: Loa loa (African eye worm)
Lineage: Eukaryota; Metazoa; Nematoda; Chromadorea; Rhabditida; Onchocercidae
Exons: 4
Coding region: 1-582 (193 amino acids)
Cellular component (GO): cytoplasm
Source: RefSeq, a predicted model, not a curated record
AUGGCAUUUGAUUCAUUACGAAAUUAUGCAAAUGAAUUUUACGUACAAUUAACACCAUAUGAAAAAGUUGCUGUAGCUGGCGGAAUUGUCAUCGCAUUUUAUAUUCCGUACAAAUAUCUGAUUACACGAAAGCGCAAAACACCAAUUAAAGAUAAUUACAAGGAAGGGAUGGUUUAUUUAUAUCAAUUUCCACGGAUCAAAUAUGCACCAACUAUUUCACCAUUUUGCUUAAAAUUGGAAACUUGGCUGCGUAUGGCUGAUAUAAAAUAUGAAAAUGUAUGCUCUUGGACUAUACGUUCACUGGAGGGUACAUUACCAUUUUUGGAAUAUAACGGCAAAGAAUAUCCGGAUUCAACACUUGCAAUACGUGAUAUGACAAGAAUUUUUGCUAAAGAAUCAAUGGAAAAUCAUUUAAAUGAUGAACAAAAAGCAACAGUUCGAGCAUUUGAAUCAAUGGCCGAGAAUUCAUUGAUAAUGACCGUUGGCUAUUUCCGAAUUAUGGAACAUCUCGAUGAUAUCUUUGAACAACAAAUGCCGGAUCAUGCAUUUGGCAUAUUAACACCAAUUGGAAAUUUUUACUAA